This is a messenger RNA of Gambusia affinis (western mosquitofish), 2904 nucleotides long. RefSeq names its product tandem C2 domains nuclear protein. The record is from RefSeq and is a predicted model, not a curated record. The transcript is spliced from 11 exons. Lineage: Eukaryota; Metazoa; Chordata; Actinopteri; Cyprinodontiformes; Poeciliidae. Gene Ontology annotation, cellular component: nucleus. Bases 253 to 1758 code for a protein of 501 amino acids.
ACAGAAAGUGCUGCUGUUCGGGGAAGGAAGAGCAUGUCAGCGUCUGUGCGGGAAACGGAGAGACAUUCAGAGUCAGGAGGGCGGGACGGAGCGAGAAAGAGAGAGAGAAAGAGAGAAACCUGAAGCUCAAAGUGAACAACAGACCUGAGAUCAGCGGCAUUCCCCUCUCUGCUGCCUGCUGAGAGAGAAGCGACUGGGAGCUCUGUCCAGUGAAAGCACGACGGUGGUUUUCAUAAACACCCAAGAAGCGUCAUGGAGUUCUUCAAGGACUGCUGCAAGAAUUUCUCUCAGAGGAACAAGCAGGAGCAGGAGACCCAAGUGAUCAAAAUAAAGGCGCCUCCCAAGGAGAUAUUGGUGACAGGAGAGCUGCCGGAGGAGAGGACUAGGACGGAGAAAGCGGAAGACUACCUCAUUUCUAAGCAGCCUCCGGGCGGCAGAGAGGUCCCGUUUGUCGUGCCCACCUUCAAGCCCACUUACGUUCAACCCCCGAGCCGCCAGUUCUCAGCUCUGCAGCCUGGGCUGCACAGCUCAGCCCGGUCCACGUACGCGGGGAGGAAAGCAGAACUGCUGGGCGCCAGUUUCUUCCCGUACAACUCGGAGUCCAUCUUCCAUCAGGGCAGCAUGCCGGCGUACAUCUCCCCCGGCGCCGCCCGACGAGACGCGCUAAAGAGCAGCCCUCAAAGCCCAGGUUGGACUCUGAAACCAGGCAACCAGCGGCGCCUGAGCAGCUCCAUGCUCGACCUGGCCAGCCCUCAGAGCCACAUGCAGCGAAUUGACUCCACCUCCAGCACCGUCAGCAGCGCCUCUUCCAUGAUGAGCUCCAUUGAAAGCAGCCUGGAAUCCAUCGCUUUGUCGGGGGACGAGCAGGAACUGGGGAAGGUCUGUGUCCGGGUACGAUAUCAGCAGGACGUGGAGCAGGUGUGGAUAACCCUGGUUCAGUGUUCGGACCUUGUCGUCCAUCCAGAUGAAGAGCAGAAGGUCGGCUUCAAAGCGAUCCUCACCGUCCCCAAACCCAUCCAGUUCAAGACCACGCUCAAGGAGUAUCACCAGAAUGUGGCCUUCAUGGAGACCUUUGUGUUCGCGCUGCGCCUGCAGCAGCUGCAGAGCAGCGCUUUGGUGCUGCGCCUGCAGACGCACGGCCCCAGGAAACGCACUGCGGCCGAGUGUGUCCUCUCCCUGCGCCAGCUCGGCCCCCAGGAGUCGGAGCACUGGCUCGACCUCCAGCAGCCCUCCAAAUCCUCGGUGUGUCACUCCGAGCUACACCUCAGCACCCUCUUUCAGCCAGUCAGUGGACGCAUCCAGGUCAAGAUCCUCGCAGCCCAAAACCUCCCACCGUCCUCCUCUCCCCUCUCCCAGGGUAAGCGCGCCGCCAUUUUCAAAGAGUCGUUAACUCAGAUUAUCGACGAGGGGCUUCGAUGUUCAGUUGUUUCUGUCGCCUCCUCCAAAGUGUUUUUCGUCAAAGCCGAGAUGCACCAGUUAGGCCAGCCGGAAAUUAAGAAGAAGACCCGCGCGCUGAAGGCGUCGGGCGGUCGGUGUCGCUGGGAGGAGACGUUUCACUUCCUGUUGGCGUCGCUGGAGCACGCCUGCUCGCUGUCGCUGAGGCUCUACAGCCGCAGCUCCGUCAGGAGGAAACAGUGUCUUGGACAGAUUCAGCUGGGUUUCGACAGUCCUCUGCCGGAGGCCGUGGAGCAGUGGAAGGACACGAUGGCUCACCCAGAGAAAGUGGUGGCAGCCUGGCAUCGGCUGAGUCCUCCCUAAAUCCACCGCUGCUGAGACUUUAACUUUUAAAAGCGGCAGACGCCUGGCUCCCGCCCGACUCCCGCCCGCCGGUCACUGAGCAGGCUGUUUACGGCCCAGACUCUACGCCGCAGGUUGACGACCUGGAAGACAUUUGAGAUGUUUGGCAAAAUUCUGUAAAUAGAGGAUUCGCACAAAGUUUUAGAUGAUUGGGGGAGGAAGUACAUGCAUUUCUGGAAAAAGGAGGCUGUCUUUUUUCUUUUUUUCUUUAUAGGUCAGUUCACUGCUUCUGGUGAAAACGCCGGUUCGGUUAGACGUGUGUUUACAAAAGUCUUGAAAUUUGAUUAGUUGGCUGAUGAAGAUCUGCAUUUUUACAUAAGUUUGAAGUACUUUGAACAAUUUUUCUCAAUUUUGUCUUUUUUUUUUUCUGAGAGCCAAGCUAAUCAAAGAAACGAAGAAGAAAUAUACGGAAGCCUGAACAACCCAAGUUUUAAAAGUCAGAAAAGAGUGCACUUUAAUUCGCAAGGCACUUUUAACAUUUGGGACAGUGACAUUUGCAGUGCCUUGAAAAGGUUUUCACACCACCUACCCAUAUUUUAUCACUACACAACUAACCAGUGCAUUUUGAUGAGCUACUAUUGGACAUGUUGUAAAUUUUUAUCUCAUCUUUUAUAAAUGUUUCCUCGCAGCUUUGCUAUUCACGCUUGAAUUUAGCAUUCCCACAGCGUCGUGCUGCCACUACCAUGUUUCACCAUGGGGAUGCUUUUUGAAUCUAGGUUGAUUUGCAAGGAAUUUUUAUUAACGAAAGCGGGCUGAGUGCACAUCUCAGAUUGAAUUGGGCACCUCAUCGUGUUGCGCCGUCACGUAAAGUCCCAAUAAAAUACGUUGUUGUGAUGUGACAAAAUGUGAAGUGUGUGAAAACUUUCACGUGGCAUUUCUGAUUUUCUUGCCGUCAGUGAAAGUUUAAACCCCGCUCUCGGUUGUUCAGACGACGGCCACCAUCUCUGAUGCUAAUUUAUGUAAUUUAUUGUGUUUUUUUGUUUGUUGUCCUUAUAAGGCACUUUAUCUUCUUGUAUUUGUCAUAGUUAUUUAGGAUUUUGUUCAGAAAUGUGAAGUGUAAUCAUUGAACCAGUUCACUUGGUUGAUUAAAAAUGUAACUUAAAGAAA